AUGUACUCCCACCGCCCUCCUCCGCCUGGUGCGAGCGCCCGGCCGGUUGCUCCCUUUCCUAUUCGUUCGAAUACUCAACCUCCUCCGAAUGCAACGAAUGCCCUUCCACCCCGAAAGAGUUCGCUUCCAAGCGUCCAGAUUCCUUCCUUUUCUUCCUUCAGAGCGCAGACUGCGAACCUACCCAUCACCACUGGCAACCAAUCUCCGAUACGCCGUAAACCUCUCCCUCCGAACGCUUCACCUAUCAUUGCGGCUCGGUACUCGUCCGGAGAAUACAUAUCAUCGUCGAAAGUUGUCAUCAGGAAAACUAGUCAACGGUCGCUCUCGGUUGAUAGUCCGUCGGCAGAUGCUCUUCCACCACCUAUAACCGUUCUCCCUCCUCUUCCUAGCGGGACGGAGACUUCUUUCGCACCUCGAGACCUGGACCAGUUUCCUCAUGGUUUUCUACCUACAGGGCCUCCUCCUAGCUCAAGACUCCCCGACCCUCCUAAAUCGAUCCCAAAUAUUCAAAUAAUAUCGCGACAGGCAUCUUCUUCAGAGAGCGCUAAUAAUCACGGCCACUCCCAAUCGCAACCCUCAAUACCAGAUGAAGCCAGCUCUACUACUGGAGCCAGCCAACCCCCAGAGUCAGGCCGAUCCUCCACGAUGGGAUCAUAUGGUCAAAAGGGUCAUGGCCUGAGCUUGAGACUCGAUCAUCCAACCCGAACCUAUACCGAAGAGACUCUACCGUCCCCCAUUUCUCCUAAUGUUGGGCAACCACUCAAGUCGCCUGGACAGAAGAUAUCCGAGUUCUUUAGCUGGAAGCCAACAUCUCAAACGGUUGGCCAGGAUUCCCCGACCACCACCUUCUCCGGCAGUUCGCCUGCAUCGCCUGCAUCUCCUCACUUUUCGAGACCUCCGAUGCACCAUUACACCCAAUCGCGUCUGGGCUAUGCGGUCCUUGACGGACCCACGUCCAAUGGCGCUACUCGAAAUGGGUCCAUUGCAAGCCAAGGCGGACCAGUGGCACCACAUGACCCCGAAAUGGCUGCCAAAAUCGACGCGCUUGAGCGCGAACUGAAGGAAGUCACCGAGGAACUAGCCGGGUCCAUCAAACGUGAGAUGGAACUGGAAGAUGAAGUCGAGAGGUGGAAAUCUGAGAGAGACGCGUUUUCCACGGACAACCGAAGGACAAGCGAUUACUAUUCAGAUUCAGGGGCAAGCUCUGUGCGAUACCCGACGGGCGACUCCGAUGUCAAAAUAGAGCAGUUGGAGCGCUUGCGGAGACAAGCGGAACAAGAAAAGGCUCGAUUAAAGGUCGACAUGAAUCAACGAUUGCAAGAAGAAACUCAAUUGCGUCGCGAAGUCGAAGAACAGUUGCAAAUACAAGCUGUCGGUGCCGCAGAUAAUCAACGUUUGCGGGAGCUCGAAGGGACCCUUGAAGACACUCGACGGCGACUCGCGGUGGAGCGGCAGCAGAGAGAGAACUUUGAGGACCUUUAUACCGCGCUCCGACAGGAUCUAGAACAACUCCGAAGCGAGCGGGACAAUCUUAGGGAUGAGGUUGUACCUCACUUGAGGGCAAGGGUCGAGGGUUUAGAGGCAGCGGCGGCGGAAGCUCAGACGCUAUCGUAUGAGAACAGCAGGAUGCAGCAGGAGGUGGACCAGCUCCGAAAAGAGAACCAGACGCUUAUCACGGCUCGAAAGCUCCAGAUGGAAAUGCAACAGCAGGCGAGCCGAUUCAAUAUGAUCGCCGAAGAAAGGAGCGCGCCUGGAGUCAGGACCUCGAUUAUGGGGCUAGCACACUCAAAUUCCCUGGCUCGAAAUUCAACCAUUUCGGGCAGACGCGGCACGCUAUCACGGUCGAACUCGGUCAAGGAACGCGAUCAGCAGACUUACUCGGAUCGAGUCAAAGAUAUCGAAGAGCAGCGUGAUGCACUUCAUCAAGCUUUGAAGAGUUUGUUGGAUCGUCAAGCUUUCCAGGCCAAGGAGCAUACGAAACGGAUUCGGGCUUUGGAGCAAGAGAGGGAUGAGGCCUUGAAUGCUGCUAUUAACCUGACGCCUCGAAGAACUGCAUUCCAUCGAGAAGUGACGGAUCUUAAAGGCGAGGUAACGCACCUCCGUCGUCGAGCAUAUGACGCGCUGGACCAGAAGUUGAAUUGCGAGAAAGGCUUGAGCGGGCUGAAAAUGGAUCUCGACCGCGCACAACUAGAAACCGCCUCCCUCCGUGCUCUCCUUCAAGAAAACGACAUUUCCAUCCCUGAAUCCUUCGGCGCCGCUGAAUCCGCGUCCCUACACAAGGCCUACAAUGAACUCCGCACCACCCACGCCCUCUCGAUCGCCCGCGUCAAAGAAAUGGAAUCCGACGCCACUACCGGCCACCAAGCUACCACCGCCGAAGCCGAACGCACCAUGGCCCUCCUGAAAGCCAGCAUCUCCUCCGCCGAAACCGAACGCGACACCGCGAUGCGCGAGGCCGAAGAAUACCGCAAGGCGGCACGAGCCCUCCAAGCCUCCGAGAUCUCUCACCUCGCGAAAGAGCAGACCAUGGCCGCCGACCUGUACGCGUCCGCGCAGCGCAUGGACGAGCUCGCGUCGCAAGUGCAGUCCCAGAUUCAGAGCAACUCGGAGCUGCGACACCGGCUUGCCGAAGCGAUCAACCGCGGCGAGCGCGAGCAGCGCGCCAGCGCGGCGAAGAUCGUCGAGAUGCAGGGGAAGCUGCGCCAGCUGGAAGACCACGUCAUGGCGGCGCAGUCGCACAGCGAGACGAUCGUCGCAGAGCACGAGGAUGAGGUGCGAUGGCUGCGGGAGUCGCAGAGCGCGCAGUUGUUGCGGGUGAAGUCGAGCAUCGCGGCGGGGUCGCGGCGGACAUCGAUGAUGAGCCGCGCGAGCGCGCAGGGCAGUGGCAGCCAGUCGCCGAACCCGCUGUUCGCGCUGCGGAGCCCGCGGCUGGACAAGACGAGCAGUGGGCCGGGGAUCAGCAUGGCGGAGGCGGGGAAGACGGAGGCGUUGGAGAGGCGGGUGGAGGAUCUGGAGCGGGCGUUGAGGGAGGCGGAACGGGAGAUGGGGGAUGUGGUGGGGAGGAUGAACAUGGCGCAGAUUGAGGUGGCGGAGUUGCAGUCGGAGAGGUGA
Messenger RNA from Eremomyces bilateralis CBS 781.70, 3111 nucleotides. RefSeq lists its product as uncharacterized. The transcript is spliced from 2 exons. NCBI's taxonomy places the organism in Eukaryota, Fungi, Ascomycota, Dothideomycetes, Eremomycetales, Eremomycetaceae. The record is from RefSeq and is a predicted model, not a curated record. The coding region runs from base 1 to 3111 and encodes 1036 amino acids.